Paralichthys olivaceus (Japanese flounder) is the source of this 1537-nucleotide messenger RNA. The record is from RefSeq and is a predicted model, not a curated record. Lineage: Eukaryota; Metazoa; Chordata; Actinopteri; Pleuronectiformes; Paralichthyidae.
GCAAUACAGAAACACGCCUGGUACCACCUCCCUGACUCCAUGCGCUGGUGUCUUCCUGUCAGGAGCGGCCGCAACGAGCCGUGUCCGGAGCAGCCGCCGCCGCGACGCGUGUGUGUGAAGAGGAUCGUGUCGUUAACGGAGCUGGACCCCGACGUGCUGGAGAGCAUGUACUCGUUAGGCUGCUUCAGAGACAGGGUCAAACUCACACAGGACCUUACAAGUGAGGAGGAGAACCAGGAGAAGAUGAUCUACUACCUCCUGUUGGACAGGAAGGAGCGAUACCCCAGCUGUGAGGACGAGGACCUGCCGCCCAGAAACGACCUCGACCCCCCCAGGAAGCGCGUGGACUCGCCCAUGUUGACGCGUCACGGUCGCUGUCGUCCAGAGAGGAAGAGCCUGGAAGUCCUCAGUGUCACAGAACAGGGGUCUCCCACCCCACCCCGCAGGGCUCUGGACACGAGCGCACACAGCCAGAGGUCUCGUUCGGUCAGCGGAGCGUCCACGGGCCUGUCGUCCAGUCCUCUCAGCAGCCCCAGGAGUCCGGUCUUCACUUUCAGCCAAUCAGAAGUCACCUCCACUUCCGCUCCCUCCUCCAAAGACCCAAAACCAGGAAGUGCCACUACCAGCGCCCGGCCCACCCGCCCGGUGCCUGACCCAAAAACCCAGACCCUGCCCUCAAAGGGCCCCGCUGACCGACCCCAGCUUCACUCCAUGAAGUCCCUCCCACUUCAGACUCCACGCUCCCCCUCACCGUCUCCGUCCCCGCUCCUCUCUCCCAUCCCACGCUUCUUCAACUUCCCCUCGCCAUCUGUCUUCAAGUCCAAGAACUCCCACUCGCCCUCUAACUCCUCUGCCACCCCUCCCCCUGUUUCACAGGUCACGCCACAGGGCUCGCCGCUGCCCACUCCACUGGGCACGCCCGUGCACCAAAUCCAACACCCUUCCUCCACCACCCCUCCCUCUUCCUCCUCGUCGUCUUCUUCUUCCAGAGCCGACGGAGCCGGCGGGGCCUCGCUGUCGCUGACCCCGCCCUCCAGCCCGGGCGGCAGCGGCGGGCUGGCCGCCUCGAGUUCCGCCCACUGGAGGACAAGGCUCAACUCGUUCAAAAACAACCUGCUGGGCUCACCGCGCUUCCAUCGGCGCAAACUGCAAGUCCCUACAUCAGAGGACAUGUCCAGUUUGACUCCAGAGUCCAGUCCAGAGCUGGCCAAGAGGUCGUGGUUCGGUAACUUCAUCAGCCUGGAGAAAGAGGAGCAGAUCUUCGUGAUGAUCAGGGACAAGCCGCUCAGCUCCAUCAAGGCUGACAUCGUCCAUGCUUUCCUCUCUAUCCCGUCCCUCAGCCACAGCGUGGUGUCUCAGAACAGUUUCCGGGCAGAGUACAAGUCCUCCGGCGGCCCCUCUGUCUUCCAGAAGCCUGUCAAGUUCCAAGUGGACAUCGCUUUCUCAGAAGGAGAGAGGGAGCGAGAGAGGGAACGAGCAGAGAGGGAAGGAAGAAGACAGAUGGGAAUCUACAGCGUCACCUUCACUCUAAUAACAG